AUGACUGAAAAUACAACACCUUAUUACAAGAAACAGGCAUCAUACCAAGAUAAACGGUAUACCAUAAACAAGUCCAAUUUAAUCGAACCGAUUAUUCGACAUCGAAUACAAGACUCCUUAUUUUACAAACAACAUUUAUAUUUGAGUAAUGAGGCAACAAUACUACCGAUUAUUAUCGAACAUGUACAUUACAUUGGAGGUACAGAUUCUUCAAACCGACCAAGCACUUUUAUAUCGUGUUUAUUCAGAUUGUUAGAACUUGAACCAAGUAAAGAGAUAAUCAAAACAUAUUUGACCCAGCUUGAUUUUAAUGAGUUCAAGUACCUCACGGCAUUGACAUUGAUUUACAUCCGCUUAACAUAUCCAAGUCAGGAAGUAUAUUCCAUAUUUGAUCAAUACUUUCAAGAUUUCCGGAAGUUACGAAUAAAAUUGAAAACGCCAGUGUUUGACUCACAGAAAUUGCCCAUUCAUUAUAAAAUCACAUUUAUUGACGAAUGGGUGGAUACAUUAUUGGUGAAUGAACGAGUAAUUGAUUUGAUGUUACCACGACUAAUACCAAGAACAACGCUUGUUGAGCGUGGUCAACUUGCUCCAAGACAAUAUUACAUUGACGUCAGUGACGAAGAAGAGAAAGAUGCUGGCGAAGAAGAGAAAGAUGCUGGCGAAGAAGAAGAUAAUGAUUAUGAAAGUGAUAGUGAUUAG
Messenger RNA from Candida albicans SC5314, 702 nucleotides. It is a transcript of the gene FGR16, whose product is annotated as U4/U6-U5 snRNP complex subunit. Bases 1 to 702 code for a protein of 233 amino acids. The transcript has a single exon. Lineage: Eukaryota; Fungi; Ascomycota; Pichiomycetes; Serinales; Debaryomycetaceae. The record is from RefSeq and is a predicted model, not a curated record. Gene Ontology annotation, cellular component: precatalytic spliceosome.